Molecule: messenger RNA, 735 nt
Organism: Branchiostoma belcheri (Belcher's lancelet)
Lineage: Eukaryota; Metazoa; Chordata; Leptocardii; Amphioxiformes; Branchiostomatidae
Product: riboflavin transporter 2-like
Exons: 2
Coding region: 1-735 (244 amino acids)
Biological process (GO): riboflavin transport
Cellular component (GO): plasma membrane
Molecular function (GO): riboflavin transmembrane transporter activity
Source: RefSeq, a predicted model, not a curated record
AUGAAGAAACUACAAGUAAACCCCUUCGUCUACUUUCUCGCCAUACUCUUCGGCUCCGGCUCCUGGAUCGCCUUCAACGGUUUGUGGGUGGAGCUGCCAAUCAUCGUGCAGCACGCCCCGGAGGGGUGGAGCCUACCGUCUUACCUGUCAGUCACCCUCUCCAUGGCUAACGUCGGACCAAUCGCGUUCACGCUAGCGAGCGUGUUGGCACCCGGGAGAGUCAGCGUGAAAGCGGUGGUCUACACUAUCGUGUCCAUCGGAAUCGUGUCGUGCGCGCUGCUGCCAUUUUUCUGGAAUUAUACCAACUACAUAGCAGGCGCGAAUCGCAGCGUGGCAUUACUGGUCCUUGCGUUCUUACUAGGAGUGACGGACUGCACCUCCUCUGUCGCAUUCAUGCCCUACAUGGCGGUCUUCACCUCCCCCUAUCUAAACCCUUACUUCAUCGGCGAGGGGAUGAGCGGCCUGGUUCCGAGCUUGGUCGCGCUGGGGCAAGGCGUCGGCGGGAACCCUGACUGUCACAACGUCUCUUUCGUCAACUCCACGGUCGUCGACGGAGUUCUGACGAACAUCACAGAAUACACCAACGUGUACGUCACCAAGGACCCCAACUUCCCAGUCGAGAAUUUCUUCUGGUUCCUCUUCGCCAUGAUGCUGGCGUGCGGAAUCGCGUUCCUCCUGUUAAACCAGCUUCCAUUGGCUAAGAAGGAGCAGGUCGACGCGGCUAUCAGUUGGUAG